AUGUCCAACGCAUACUACGCGCAGCAGCCGGCGCGGCGAGCUGCGUACGACGACCCGCUCGCCGCACCCUACGCUUCGCAAUCGCGGCCCAACUUUACGCACAUGCACGACGAUAUGGAUGGUGCGGACUACCACCACUUCCACGGCGUGGCGUCGCAUGCUCCGCAGCCGUACCACGAUCCGUACGCCACGCUCACCCCCGGCGACGACCGGCUGCGGCCCGAAUGGGACGAGGCGCGCUAUUCCAAGGACCUGCAUUCGGACGAUGCGCACGACGCCACGCUGCGCCCCACGCACUAUACCCUCGGCAAGGACGACGACACGGGUCGUCUCGGCUACGGCCGUGGGCAUCGUAUCGAGGCCACCGACGGCUUGCUGCCAGAUACGCCGCCCGAUCCCAGUCGGCUCAACGCCGAGCAGCGCGAGAUCAUGAAGCGCUUCCCCGCCGACCUGGACGCGCCGGGCGGCGGCAAGAGCGGCGUGCAGGCGGCCAUCGACCUGCUCAAGGACUGGAAGUCGUGGUUCCAACUCAAGUAUCUCCACUGGUGGAUCAUGCUCGUCGUCGUCAUCGCCAUUGUGGCGCUCACCACCAUCUACCACCGUCAGAUCGUCGACUGGCUCACGCCCAUCUCGAAAAAGGUCACCACCGUCGCAUGGGGCUGGAUCAUCCCCGUCGCCAUCCUCUUCAUCAUCUCGUUCCCGCCGCUUUUUGGGCACGAGAUCGUGCUCAUCCUCGUCGGUUUGGUGUACGGCAUCUGGAUCGGCUUUGGCAUCGCAUCGCUCGGAACGCUGCUGGGAGAGAUCGGCAACUUCUACGCGUUCAAGCACUGCCUCCGCUCCAUGGCCGCGAGCUACGAGCGCAAAAACAUCCACUACGCCUGCAUGGCCGAGAUGGUGCGCGACGGCGGAUUCUGGGUCAUGUUCCUCGCACGCCUCAGCGCCAUCCCCGGCCACUUUACCACCGCCGUCUUUGCCACCGUCGGCAUGAACAUCUUUGUCUUCACCCUCGCCGCCGUGCUCGCGCUGCCCAAACAGCUGCUCAUCGUCUACCUCGGCGUAGCCAUCAAGAACUCGGGCAACGGCACCGAGGAUACCAAGAGCAAGAUCAUCAAGUACGUCGUGCUCGCCAUCAGCUUCGUCAUCACCGUGUGGACCGCCUACUGGCUGUACCAGAAGAUGGAAAAGGUUCGACCCGGGGUGAGUGCGAGGUUGAGGCAGAAGCGGUACGAGCUCUUGUUGCAGGCACGUACGCCGGGGACAGAGGGGUACAGUGGCGAGCACCAUUCCUAUCCGCCGCGCAUGGGUGGGGCGUACCGACAGCCUUUCGGCGUGGAUGAGAUGUACAACGGUCAUCCCGCCGACGUGUCGAGCGAGUCGUACGAUCCUCCUCCCCCGACGCACAUUGCGCAGGGGAGACAGCCGAUCCCUCGCGACGCUCGCUCACAGGCUGCACAGGCCGUUGCGGUGCAGGCAUCGCAGGCGGCCGAGACGAGGCAGUUCCACCGCCCCAUGCGCGUGCGCUCUCCGCACGACGAAGCCGCGCCCCUGACCAGCUCGACUGGCGAAUGGGCCUCGUCUUCUUCCCUCGCCAGUCCCGUCGACGCGCCUCCUCCGGACUACACGACGCACCUUGCGGCGGCGCACAUUGUCGACCCCACAGUGCAGCGCUACCAUCUGCACGACUGA
This is a messenger RNA of Moesziomyces aphidis, 1686 nucleotides long. The record is from the annotation of a GenBank genome assembly. NCBI's taxonomy places the organism in Eukaryota, Fungi, Basidiomycota, Ustilaginomycetes, Ustilaginales, Ustilaginaceae.